Molecule: messenger RNA, 348 nt
Organism: Euleptes europaea (tarantolino)
Lineage: Eukaryota; Metazoa; Chordata; Lepidosauria; Squamata; Sphaerodactylidae
Gene: CFAP141
Product: cilia and flagella associated protein 141
Exons: 4
Coding region: 1-348 (115 amino acids)
Source: RefSeq, a predicted model, not a curated record
AUGGCGCAGACCAAGGAGAAGGAGAAGAAAAACAUGCACACCAUCACGCAAGAGCUGUUACUGAAAGAGGAGCAGAUGGUAGAGAAAAUUGCAGAUUUUACAAAAGUAAUUAGGAGCUGGGAGCAUGACCGAGCAGCAGGCCUGCAGCUGGCAAAAAUGGAGGACAUCAGUUUUGCAAAGAUCAAACAGAGGCAGCAGGCAGAAAUUAAAGAAGAGCUGUACCAGGCGAACAAACAGCUGAUGACGGUUCGACGGGAAGCCUUGCGUCAUCGCCUAAGCAUUGAGCAUCUGCAAUACCAGCUGGAAUUGAACCACCUGGGCAAGUCGUUCUACACUGAGCGGCUGUGA